This is a messenger RNA of Pelodiscus sinensis (Chinese soft-shelled turtle), 2754 nucleotides long. Its product is annotated as interferon-induced protein with tetratricopeptide repeats 5. Gene Ontology annotation, cellular component: cytosol. Gene Ontology annotation, molecular function: protein binding. Gene Ontology annotation, biological process: defense response to virus. NCBI's taxonomy places the organism in Eukaryota, Metazoa, Chordata, Testudines, Trionychidae. The record is from RefSeq and is a predicted model, not a curated record.
ACUAGCUGCACAUUUUUCCUCCAUCUGUGCACUAAUGGUUAUAUUUUAAACAAAGGGGAAACUUAAAUUCUUUUAUAUUAGGAAGGGCAACCAGAACACUCUGAGCUAUUACUGCCUUAGUCUGUAGCAGUUAAAUCAAUGGCAUGAAAACAAAUGCGAACAGUAGAAACAGAUCCAAGUUCCUUAAGUUUCAGUUUCCCUGGCAGCGAUUAGUUCAGCUUUACUUGUUUAUAUUGUUCAGAGAACAGAGCAUAGGUUUCAUUUUCUAGUUUCCAUUUACUUCACUAAACUGCUGAGGAACAGCCCUGAUCACAUGAUGCUAGAAUGCAUAUAAAAAGGAAAGAAACAACAGCCACCAUCAGCAUCCCAGGCUAGUAAGAAAAAAAGACCAGGCUACAUUAUAACAGCUGACCAGCGAAGCAAGGCCAUGAGCAAUAUUUCCAAGAAUUCUCUAAAAACUGUCUUGCUGCAACUUGAAUGUCAUUUUACGUGGACUUUGCUGAAGGAUGAUGUUGAUCUUGAUGAUUUAGAGGAAACAAUUUGUGCUCAGAUUGAGUUUCUAAUCACAAAAUCCAAAAUCACAAAUUAUAAUCUCCUCUCUUAUGUGAAACACAUGAAAGGCAACAGCAAGGAAGCCCUGGAAAGUCUGCAAAAAGCUGAAGAAGAAGUUCAAACAACUUAUGGAGAUGAGGUUGACAGGAAAAGUCUUGUUACCUGGGGGAACUAUGCAUGGGUCUAUUACCACAUGAACCAAUUUCAAGAAGCUCAAUCCUACAUAGACAAAGUAGAAAGCAGCUGCAAAAAGUUGUCAAGUGCAUCUCGUUAUAAGAUUCAGCUCCCUGAGAUCUACUGUGAACAAGGGUGGGCACUAUUAAAGUUUGGAGGAAAGUAUUAUGAAAGAGCAAAGAAAUGCUUUGAGAAGGCACUGGAAGAAGAACCCAACCAUCCAGAAUUUAAUUGUGGAUAUGCAAUUGCUGUGUAUCGCCUGGAAGAUUUUUUUGCAAAAGGCUCUUCUGGUGAGGACUCCUCAUUGGAACCUUUAAGACGUGCAGUAAGUCUGAAUCCAAAUGACACUUUUGUUAUGGCACUUCUUGCACUGAAACUUCAGGACAUAGACCAAGUUGAAGAAGGGGAAAAGUAUAUCAAAGAGGCAUUGCUAAAAACCCCAAAUCUUCCCUAUUUAUUGCGAUAUGCUGCAAAGUUUUACAGAAGAAAGGGACUAGUGGAUAAAUCACUGGAGUAUUUGAAAAAGGCAUUGGAAUUUACACCAACCUCUGGUUUCCUACAUCAUCAGAUAGGUCUUUGCUACAGAACACAAUUGUACCAAAUGAAAAAGGCUACAAAAUAUCCACCUAAAGAACAGAUGGAGCAAUUGAUUCGAUUAUGCAUUUUUCAUUUUAAAAUGGUAGUGGAACAAAAAUCUAAGUUUAUGUAUGCCCAUAUUGACCUUGCAAUGAUGUAUGCAGAAAGAAAUGAGUAUCAAGAAGCGGAAGACAUCUUUCAAAAAGUAUUUAAGAUGGAGAAACUUACUUGUGAAGAGAAGCAACAACUCCACUACCGCUAUGGACGCUUCCAAGAAUUUUACAAAAAAUCUGACUCUGAGGCCAUUAAACAAUAUACAAAAGGACUGAAAAUUGAGAGAGACUCUCAUGAAAGAAGCCUAUGUAAAUAUGUUUUGAAAAAAUUAAUAGAACGGAGAAUUCAGAAAGGCUGCGCAGAUGCUCAGAAUUUUGGUAUUCUUGGAUUCAUUCACCAGCUGAAUGGGGAGAAGCCUCAAGCAAUUGAGUGUUAUGAGAAAGCCCUGGCAUUGGAUCCUGAUAAUGAAGAAUACUUGAGCGCUCUCUGUGAGAUACGACUUUCCAUCUAAAACUUUAACAGCCAGCAGAGAAUCCAUCUAUGUAGCUACCCAAUAUUUGUAUUUUAAAAAUUCUGUAUAACUUCCUGCAUUAUUUUUAUGGUAGCCUGAAUUCCUCACUUAUACAAUACUUGCAUUGGGACUAGGCCUAUUGUUUGGACAUUACUUGCUAUCAUGUUGGGAAGAAUUUGUAAUCCUACUUUACAUCCUCUCUCACACCUGUGAGCUAUAUUUAUGCUGAUAACCAAGAAGUAUCCUGCAGUGCAUGAGGUGAAAGUUGGUAGCAUCACUUGCUAGUGAUCAUGUAAAACCUGGAAAAUGAUGUUUUCUAACUUGCAUAUCGCCAAGUAUUAUGAUUGAAGAAAACAUAUAAUAGUAAAUCUGUCUUUUGGUUCAAUUUAAGAUUUCUGUAGAGGUCUGUUUUUGUUUUCAUUUAUGCUCUUAGAUACAUAGCUUCAGCCUGACUCCUCAGAACAUGUAGCACACUGGGGAAAACAGGAGGGUUACAAUUUAUCAAGUGUAUGUGAGUUGUGAGUUCACACUGUUUCAAGACAUCGGAUAAUUCCAGCCUAUAAGGGCAGGAAAUAAUAAUGAUAUGCACUGGAUAUUACCAAUGGGUUUUAUAGUUUUGGACAAAGUGAAUUUAUAUUGUUAUUAAAAUGCAUACUUUGGAGCUAUAUUCAGAACUCAGUAAAGGUUGUGGAUUUUUUGUGAGUUUGGGGAGGCUAUAAACUUGCUUAAUUGACUGUGUUUGUGGUAAUUGUUUAACUGUGAAGAAAGAAGAGUCCUGCUUAUAUCUUUUUCCAAUUAGACUCUGAUAAACCAUGUACUACUUUCACUUUGCUGAUUUUUGUAAAUUAUUAAACUGCAUUGCAUCAAUUAAAUCUUGAUAUAAAGGA